CUCUGCGCCGGUCUUCACGCGGCGCGUCCGCCGAACGAACGUGCGCGCGUUCGUAUUUUCGAAUACUUUUUAUAUUAUUAACUGCCAGUAUAAAAUAAUAGUGGUGUGCUUCAAAAUUAUCGAAUUUUAAAUCGAAUACUCUUUAAUUUUUUUAUUGCAUAAGAAAAAAUGUGUAAAGAAAAAGUGUUGUUGUGUGUGUUAAUAUGUAAAUCGAAGUAAAGGACGAUCGGUAUCGAAGUUUUUUGUUUUCGAAAUAGGGAGGCUACGUCAAGACUUGUUUAUAUACGCUGAUGAACCGAAGAUGACAAGAAAAUUUCUCUUUUGUUUCCCUUUGCGGACGGGGAACAUUGUUUUAGGCUAUAUUAUCGUCACCAUAGCGAUAAUGGUGUUCGGAUACCACCUCUACGAGCUGGGUCUCACCAUGGUCUCUAAGGACUAUGAGCAUGAGAAAUUCCGCAACUUCCAGAAUCUGGAGAACAUCUUCGGGAAGACUAAUACUUCGCUGGUAGCUUGCAUCACCAUGAGCUACUAUACAACGUACUGCGCUAUCGCCUUUCUUCUGUUUCUGUUUGGAGUUAUGCUCGUGUGCGGAGCGUAUCAGGCGAACUACUGUCUGGUGGCUACGUUCUUCGUGUAUAGUUUCUUCCACAUGUUCUUCACAGUGAUUUUAGUCGUUUGGGAGGCUGUCUCCGAGGGCUGGAUACAGUUGGGACUUGUCGCUUUAUCUGAUGUGCUCCUGAUAAUCUGCCUGUUCAGUGUGAAGUAUCUGAUGGAGGCGAUUCGUACAGGGAACAUCUACAGUCGGCCCGGGGAGGUGCUGUGUUCAGACAAGUAUAACACGCUGACAAACCGCAGCAUGAGGGACAGAGAACCGAAAUACUACUACAAGGACUUCGACCGAUAGCUGCAUUUACGUGUUGUUCAGCUCAUGUCGUGCCAAUAUACGCUUCACGGUCAGCUCAUAAGCCUCCAAUACACGCUUCACGGUCUUGUGUGAUUCUUAUCCAUAACAGGCCUGCAACCUUGCCGAUGUCGUCACUCUAGUGACGGCAGAUGUUUGCCUUGUCUUCUACGUCUCAUGUAUUGUCUCCAGUCCUAUAAUUAAUGAAAAUUUAAAAUGGACUUUUUUAACCUUUAUGAAUUAUGUCUUUGCUUUCCUAGGAACUUCGAGAUAAAAAAAUACCCUGCCAUUUUCACGUUACGUAUAUUUUUACGUUCCUUUCACGAAAAUGGCAGGCAAUGUACAACUUGUACUUUUCAUCAAAUGUCGCCCUUGCGUGAUUGAAUGACAAACAUUGUAACACACACAUACUACCAAACUUUCAUAUCUAUUAGUUAGUACAAAGCAGAAUUUUCGAUAUCAAGACAAUGUGAAGCUGUGUUAUUUUCAAAUGUAUUCAAGAUACUCACUUCGAUUU
Plodia interpunctella (Indianmeal moth) is the source of this 1418-nucleotide messenger RNA. RefSeq lists its product as uncharacterized. The coding region runs from base 302 to 904 and encodes 200 amino acids. NCBI's taxonomy places the organism in Eukaryota, Metazoa, Arthropoda, Insecta, Lepidoptera, Pyralidae. The record is from RefSeq and is a predicted model, not a curated record. The transcript has 5 exons.